AUGGCACUGUCACCUGUGAUCAUAUUCGAGCCCGGAAAGCAUGAUUAUCUUAUACCCGCAUUUGCGUUUAUCCAUGAGGACUGCGUCGAAACAGACUAUACUCUAGCAACAUUCCAUCCACCUUUCCACCACAAGGACCCAUGCACACCGGAUGAGAGGGUCCUCAAGUACUGGCAGAACAAUGCUGCAAAGGCAGCAGAUGAAGAGAAAGUCAUCUUCAUGCAGAUGGUCGGCGGAGAACUGGCAGGUUAUGUCGCUCUAGGAAGCCAAGCAUGCGAAACAGGUCCAUUUAGAGGAAGUGUUGAGAAGUUGCUAGUCAGUCCACGAUACAGACGAAUGGGCAUUGCGAAGCGUCUCAUGGCAAAGCUGGAAGAAGUGGCACUGUCAAGAGGAACGACGUUGCUGUCUCUCGAUACCGAGGCCGGUAGUCCAGCAGAAGGCAUUUACCCUCGACUUGGUUAUACUCGGCUUGGAGCAAUCCCGAGAUAUGGUGUGUCUCCUAAGGACAGACGUUUGGUUGAUGAAGUCUUCUUUUACAAGGAUCUCAGGUCAAUAUAG
This is a messenger RNA of Aureobasidium pullulans EXF-150, 558 nucleotides long. RefSeq names its product acyl-CoA N-acyltransferase. Gene Ontology annotation, molecular function: acyltransferase activity, transferring groups other than amino-acyl groups. The record is from RefSeq and is a predicted model, not a curated record. The transcript is spliced from 2 exons. The coding region runs from base 1 to 558 and encodes 185 amino acids. Lineage: Eukaryota; Fungi; Ascomycota; Dothideomycetes; Dothideales; Saccotheciaceae.